AUGAUUCUGCUCGUGGUCACUGUAUCCAUUGCCAAUGUGUUUCUUGCUGCUGGAGUUGUUUGCUUACCCCUAUUGGACCAGGGACCCCACAUCAACCAAGGCUGGGACCAGGUGGUACGACUCAGGCACCUUUUCGCUGCCAGGCCAGGACUUCACCUGCUGAUCAGUGGGGAUGGACAGAUCCAUGGCUCUGCAGACCAAUCUCUGUACAGUCUGCUGGAGAUCCGUCCAGUUGAUCCAGGCUGUGUUGCCAUCAGAGGAGUAGCAACUGCACGAUUUCUCUGCAUAGAAGGCAAUGGACGACUGUUCUCAUCACACACCUACAGCAGAGACGACUGCACCUUUAGAGAGCAGAUCUUACCAGACGGGUACAACGUCUACAUCUCUGACAAACACGGAGCUCUGCUCAGUCUAGGAAACCAGCGGCAAAGGCUGCAGGGUCGAGACAGAGGUGUCCCGACAUUGGCUCAGUUCCUUCCUAGGAUAAGCAUUCUGGAACAGGCCUCAGCCCCAGGACGGGACAUUCCUGACCAGCAAGGGCUGAGAGCAGCACAAACAGAAGAACAUAUGGACUCUAUGGACUCAUUUGGAAAGCUCUCUCAGAUCAUUCACAGUCCCAGCUUCCACAAGAGAUGA
This is a messenger RNA of Hippoglossus stenolepis (Pacific halibut), 636 nucleotides long. It is a transcript of the gene fgf19, whose product is annotated as fibroblast growth factor 19. The record is from RefSeq and is a predicted model, not a curated record. Bases 1 to 636 code for a protein of 211 amino acids. Gene Ontology annotation, biological process: positive regulation of protein phosphorylation; fibroblast growth factor receptor signaling pathway; cell differentiation. The transcript has 3 exons. Gene Ontology annotation, cellular component: cytoplasm. Gene Ontology annotation, molecular function: fibroblast growth factor receptor binding; growth factor activity. NCBI's taxonomy places the organism in Eukaryota, Metazoa, Chordata, Actinopteri, Pleuronectiformes, Pleuronectidae.